Molecule: messenger RNA, 2793 nt
Organism: Scleropages formosus (Asian bonytongue)
Lineage: Eukaryota; Metazoa; Chordata; Actinopteri; Osteoglossiformes; Osteoglossidae
Gene: gxylt2
Product: glucoside xylosyltransferase 2
Exons: 7
Coding region: 161-1561 (466 amino acids)
Biological process (GO): protein O-linked glycosylation via N-acetylgalactosamine
Molecular function (GO): UDP-xylosyltransferase activity
Source: RefSeq, a predicted model, not a curated record
UGGAUGUUCUGGGCGCCGCGGCUCUUCGCCUCGUUGCGCUCAGUGCAAGUGGGAGAAGAAGUGGUGGCGGAGGGUCGCGCGCGUCUUUAAUUUCCUCCCCUGCCGCAGCCAUGAAGGAGGACUCGGGCGCCGUCGCGUGGAGCGCGCUCGCUUUGUCGCCAUGAGAACUCACUGCAAGCUCGUGGCGAUCGCCGCGUGCCUCGGAGUUGCGCUACUUCUGUACUUUCUGGCUGGGAGCGGCGCGGAUCAUGAGGGGUCCCGCGGGGACGCGCGCGAGGAGGAGGAGGAGGAAGAGGAUGGCCGAACCGCGCUCCCGAGCAAGACCUCCACGAAGCCGGCGCAGAAGAAGGCGCGCGCGUCCCCGCGGGGGCAACGGGGACAGCAGGGACAUCAGAAGCAGAAGCAGCAGCAGCGCGUGAGGCACCGCGAGGGCGGCGCAGCGGUCCGAGACGGCGCGGGUGGACGUGCGAAGCCAGGGCUUUCCCGUGGCAGGCAGCGGGCGGAGGCUGGGCGCGGCGCGCGCGGGUUCGACGUGCCGGACGAGCGGAUGCACCUGGCCGUGGUGGCCUGUGGCGACCGCCUGGAUGAGACGCUCAAUAUGCUCAAGUCGGCGCUGCUCUUCAGCUUCCGGAAGAUCAAGUUCCACAUCUUCGCGGAGCAAACCCUGGCCUCGCUCUUUGAGAAGGGGUUGUUCUUCCAGCUGAGCCAGUGGCCCAGGCCCAUCUCCUCCAAGUUCCAGUACAACAUCUACCCCAUCACCUUCUCCGUGGGCAAUGCUGAGGAGUGGAAGAAGCUCUUCAAGCCCUGCGCAGCACAGAGGCUCUUCCUGCCUGUCAUCCUGAAGGAUGUGGACUCGCUGCUGUACGUGGACACGGACGUCCUCUUCCUGAGCCCCGUGGACCACAUCUGGAACUUCCUGAAGGAUUUCAACAGCUCCCAACUGGCUGCCAUGGCCCCCGAGCACGAAAUCCCCAAGAUAGGCUGGUACAGCCGCUUCGCCCGACACCCAUUCUACGGGGUCACCGGGGUCAACUCGGGGGUCAUGCUGAUGAAUCUCACACGCAUACGGAGCACUUUGUUCAAGAACAGCAUGAUCUCCGGCGGCCUGUCGUGGGAAGACCUCCUUCACCCGCUGUACCAGAAGUACAAGAACCACAUCACCUGGGGUGACCAGGACCUCCUGAAUAUCAUCUUUCACUACAAUCCUGAGUGCCUCUACAUAUUCCCGUGCCAGUGGAAUUACAGGCCCGACCACUGCAUGUAUGGCAGCAACUGCAAGAGUGCCGAAGAAGAAGGCGUGUCCAUUCUCCAUGGCAACCGUGGAGUGUACCAUGACGACAAGCAACCUGCCUUCAAAGCCGUGUAUGACGCAAUACACGACUAUCCCUUCGAGGAAAACUUGUUCCAGUCGCUGUUCUACCCCCUGCAGACCAAGUUCCUGGACACGGUGAACACGCUGUGUGGGCGGAUUCCCCAGGUGUUCCUCAAGCAGGUGGAGAAAACGAUGAGGACGGUGUACGAGCGCAGAGUGGUCCGCCACAUGAGGCCAAGGCACCAGUAAAACCCUUUAAAUGUCUAAUGCCUUCUACGUCCUUCCUUCCUGAACCCGAGAAGGCACGAAAGCGAAGGAGCGAAACAAAGGCGCUCGAGGUGUUUCACAGCCAUGUGAGGAACGUGGCAAGUGCCGGCGCCGGGAAGGCCGGUGGGCACGGAGCGGCCAGCUGGAGGCGCUCUUCUCGUUCCAUGGCGGAGCGACGCUGCGGUCAAGGCUUCCCCAGCCUGUGUGUCCCCAGGAGAUGGACCGAUCGAACAUUCAGAAGCAGCUGUACCAGGUUCACAGCAACAACCUCAUUUUAUUUUCCAAAAAUUUUUUUCUGCCUUUUUUUUUUUUUUUUUUAACUGCAUGACUUUUUCGUGAUAAAUUCAAAUGUACGAAAUACCGAUCAUUUAAAAAUUUUUGCCUCUUAUUAGCAUGUGCUUCCCUCCCCACAAGCUUUUCAUUAGCAGUCAUCUUUUUAAUUAUUAAGUAUGAAACGUGGCGUUCAGUAUUAGUAUUAUCGACAGUAUUAUUCCGGAUAUUUUUUUAAUAAUCUGCAGCGUCUCAUGUUCCAUAACGUGGACUGUCUACAUAAGUACUUUUUUCCUUCAAGAAAAUUAGUGAUUGAAUGUGACCAAGGAUGCAUUUCAGCGUGAUAUCCUGGAUCCAUACUGAGAUUCAACAUCAUGCGCUCGCAAAUGAGCCCAGUCGGGGGGAGGUAAAAGGACCAGUAAACCACUGUUGAGUUCUGAGACACGGCCUCAUGUUUGUGAACAAUGCGGUGACCAAGGGCUGGUGUGUGUGUUACAUCACUUGUACCGCAGUACCUGCCAAGCUGUGCAGUUGAGAGGAUUUCUCACCCAAGGGGAUGGGUUCGAAAGUGGGAAAUGCCAGACAAGCUUUUGUACUGGUUUGUGUGGAAGGGAAGUUUUUUAAAAAAAUUUUUAAAAAUAAAUGUGCCAUGAGGUGUGGUGUCCUUAUCGGAAUUGCCUCUGAGAGGUUUAAAUCUGAAUGUGUGCCGUGACGGAUGCUGAGAGUCCUGCGUAGGUGCGCUGCGUGGUCGGUGUCCGCAGGUUUCCUUCCGCCAGCCGUGGGAGAGCCGCCAGAAGGGUGGCGAGCGCUGGAAUAACACUCGUGCCACAUGUGAAGAUUGUUCCACGAAUACAUAUUCUAUGCAUUGUCAGCUGGUGUUUUUUUUCUUCUUUUUUUAAUUCUAAUUUUUUUAAAUUUCACUUUUAUAAGAAGGAGCUGCCAAA